GCCCCGCGCGCGCCCCGCCUCGGCCCGGCAUGUCGGCGGCCGUGGCGUGCGUGGAUUACUUCGCCGCCGACGUGCUCAUGGCCAUCUCCUCGGGCGCCGUGGUGCACCGCGGGCGGCCCGGCCCCGGCCCCGGCCCCGAGGGCGCGGGUCCCGCCGUGGCCGCCGCCGCCGCCGCCGGCUUGGAGGUGCGCGCGCCCCGCCGCGAGGCCGGGCCCCCGGGGCCCUCAGGGCCGCCGCCGCCGCCUCCCCCGUCGUCGUCGUCGUCGUCUCCGUCUCCGUCGGCGGCGGCCGCGUCCCCCGCGCCCCACCUGCUGGCCGCCAGCAUCCUGGCCGACCUGCGCGGCGCCGCCGCCCCGGGGGCCGCCUCGCCCGCCUCGUCGUCCUCGGCCGCCUCGUCGCCCAUCGGCCGCGCCCCCGCGCCCGCCGCCGCCGCCGCCGCCAAGAGCCACCGCUGCCUUCCGGGCUGCGCCAAGGCCUACUACAAGUCGUCGCACCUCAAGUCGCACCUGCGGACGCACACCGGCGAGCGCCCCUUUGCUUGCGACUGGCCGGGCUGUGACAAGAAGUUCGCGCGCUCCGACGAGCUGGCGCGCCACCACCGGACGCACACUGGUGAGAAGCGCUUCCCCUGCCCGCUGUGCACCAAGCGCUUCACCCGCAGCGACCACCUCACCAAGCACGCGCGCCGGCACCCCGACUUCAGGCCCGAACUGCUGCGCCGUCCCGGAGCCCGCAGUGCCUCCCCAUGCGACUCUCUGCCCUGCAGCCGCACAGGCAGUCCCGCGCCCAGCCCCGCACCUAGCCCAGCCCCGACCCCGGUCCUGGCCCCUGCCGUUGCUGGCCUGUAGGGGCUUCCUGUGCCCCCCCACAGGCACCAAGCACUGGCCACCCUGUCCCCCCAGCGUGGAUGCCCAUCCUCCCUCCGAGGGCCUCCCUCUGAUGCAGACCCUGCCCUUCCCGAGCGCGCAGAGGUGUGGGGGGAGCCCCAGAACCUGCGCAGGUCAGCUGGGCACAAAGGGGGUCACAGGAGGGGACCCCCGCUCCAUGUAAAUAGCCAUGACCUAUGACCGUUAACUCUCCCCCCCUCCAUCUGUUCAAACUGGGGCCCCAGGUGGGGGGCCAGCGUUCCCCACCCCCUGCACCAAUGCCCUGCUUUGGGGGAUUGGGGAGGCAGAGGGCUAAGGUGCCCCUCCUGGUGCUGGGACUCGGGGCCCCACCCCUAGAAUCCUCCCUCUGGUUUGGGAUGAAGUGUGAAGAGCCAUAGAAGACAGACCAGAGGGUAGGCCCCUUUCACCCCCGUAUAACCCUUUCCUCCCACCCCAGUUUGGGGCCCCGAACCCCACUGAAAGCCAUUGGAGAAGUUCAGGGAUAAAGGGGUACGGCCAGGCCGUAUCCCCCCAUCGGGUACUCAAUCUCAGGUGUGUCCAUGCCCCUGGGAGGGCGGCCCAGCUCUCCCCCCUUUGAGAAGGGGGGUGCGCUGGCCUUGGGGGAGGGUUGGCCCCCCCUUGGUCCCGUGGCCUGGGGCCAACUUGGGGUGGCAAGGAGAGAGAAGGGGAUUCUUCCAAAGACUGUGGACUCCUUUGGGUCGGGGUGGGUCUCACUGGGGUUGACGGGGGUUAAUUUAUUUUCUUGUCUCUGCUGGCUGGCGGGGGGUCGCUUGCUGCCCCCCCCUUCCUGCGGGUGUGUGAAUGUGAGUGAGAGACGGGGGAGGGGUCCCCCACUUUGGCCUUCGGCAGCAUCUUGUGACAAUCAGUCCCACCCUCCAAAGGUGGGUGUCCUGGAUCCAUAACCUCCCCUUUUCCCAGAGUCCCACUUUUCUGGUUGUCUGGACUGAAUAGGAGUCUUGCCCUAAGCCAGUGGGAGCAGGGGGGGGUUCACCCCGAAUUCCCUGGGAUAGUUCGUUUUUUGGACCGGGUAGAAUAUUUUUUCAAGGGCCAAUCAAUCCCUGGUGGGGGGCCCACAUCCUCAGGGGGUGAGUGCGGGUGGGGGGGGGUUGUCUCAGUGCUCUGAACUAGGGGGGGAAACACCCCCCCCUCUGUGGCUCCAAUUGGGACUCCUCAGACCAAGGGACUGAGGACUCCAACCCUGGGUGGGGAAGGGCCCCAGGCCCCCUGUCUGUGCCCCACACUCACCCAAGAUAACAUUUGUUCUAGAACCUUUAUUUCUCCCAAUGGGGGGUUGGGGGGGACUGGUUGGGGCUGGAACGGAUUGGACCCCACCUGGCAGGAUCCAGGGAUGGGUGUCAAGGUCGGAGUGUCCUUUUGAAGGAGGGGGGGCUGUGGAGGAUGUUGGGGUCCCAGCUCAGUCCUCAGGACUGGUCCCUCUGUACCCUCAAGUCGCGCCUCUCCAGAAUUGUGAAAUGCCUUAGUGGGGGUCGGGGUGCAUGCAGGGUCCCCGGUUUCCUAUGUGUCUGGUGGUCCCUUGUCUGUGCCCUGCCGACCCCAGGGGGGACUGGCAAUCCUAGCCAGUCACCAGCCAUUUUGCUGUGGCCUCAAGAAGAGGGGGUGCCCAGAGACUGCUUUCCAGCCGCGCCCCCUCCCCCCUGCCCUGCCUGGAACCCACUCCUUGUAUUUAAUUAAAUGUCCUUUUUUAAACCCGA
This is a messenger RNA of Suncus etruscus (white-toothed pygmy shrew), 2599 nucleotides long. It is a transcript of the gene KLF16, whose product is annotated as KLF transcription factor 16. Gene Ontology annotation, molecular function: RNA polymerase II cis-regulatory region sequence-specific DNA binding; DNA-binding transcription factor activity, RNA polymerase II-specific. The record is from RefSeq and is a predicted model, not a curated record. NCBI's taxonomy places the organism in Eukaryota, Metazoa, Chordata, Mammalia, Eulipotyphla, Soricidae. Gene Ontology annotation, biological process: regulation of transcription by RNA polymerase II.